Messenger RNA from Hemisphaericaspora subhashii, 1017 nucleotides. RefSeq lists its product as uncharacterized. The record is from RefSeq and is a predicted model, not a curated record. The transcript has a single exon. Bases 1 to 1017 code for a protein of 338 amino acids. Lineage: Eukaryota; Fungi; Ascomycota; Pichiomycetes; Serinales; Debaryomycetaceae.
AUGAGUGAUACUGAAGUUCUCGAUUACGACAGACAAAGUAGUGUGGAGCCACAACCAUAUCCACAAUAUCAAACUCGUGUGGCCGUACCUAGAAAAACGGACCAUAUCGGACUUCAAUUACACAGCGAAGACGAUGAAGUUGUAUUUUAUGAAACUAAAACUGAUCCAUCUUUCCAUGUUACUCGAGCAUUGUUUAUUGCCAAUUUAAGACGUCCAAUAAAUGCAGCCCAUUUCCAAAGCUAUUUGAAGGAUUUGGUUCGAAAAGGUGGAGACUAUCAUAUCGAGCGUGCUUGGUUGAAUAGACUAAGAACACAUGCCAUAGUAUUGAUCGAUAAAGAAGAAGGUGCGCAGUAUUUGCGUUCGAAAUUACUUGGGUCCAUUUAUCCACCUGAAGAUGAAGACCAACAAUUGAGGGAGGAAUUUCAAGCUCAAGAGAUUCAAAGAUAUGAGAAUCAAGUUAGGGAAUAUGAGGCUGAAUUAGAUCGUAUCAUAGAUGAAAAGGAAAGAGAUUCACUUAAACCCCCAACCAAACCCAGAAAAUAUGUUACUGAAAGAAAUCCAUUAUUUGUUGACUAUAUUCCAGUUAAGGCAAUCAAUCAAUGGGUUUUUGAAGAAGAUAGGGGACCAAAGCAUGGAAAAUGGAGAAUCGAUUAUGAACACCGUGAGGGUGAAACAAUUGUUACUCAUACUCUUUUGAACGGUGACUUUAUUCCUCGAUACCCAGGACCACCACCUCGUCGUUCAUAUAGAGAUUCUGGUUAUCGAGAUGGUCCUCCGCCACCUCGUUACAGAAACGACUACUAUAGAAGGGGUCCUUAUGAUAGACCACCACCACCUAGAGGUGGAUAUCCAAGACCAUAUGAUAGAAGAGACAGAGACCGGACGAGAGAUUCAUACGUUCCAGGCGGACGUGAAGAAAGAAGGAGCCGAAGAACAGACACCUAUGAACCUUCUAGACAUACAGGUAGAGAGAGAUCGAGAUCAAGAUCAAGAUCUAGAUCCAGGUCUCCAAUGUAA